AUGUCGGAUCAAAGCAGAAAAAAGGACAUUAAAGCACCAUGUGAAGCACUUGCUUCCCCCAGCCUGGAGCCCUACCCGCAGAGCUCCAUCACGGUCACCCUGGAGGACAUGGGUCUCUGGAUGAAGUUUCAUCAGAUAGGGACAGAGAUGAUCAUCACCAAAUCUGGCAGACGAAUGUUUCCACAAUGCAAAAUCAAAGUCUCUGGCUUAAUCCCAUAUGCCAAGUACCUCAUGCUGGUGGAUUUUGUGCCUGUGGACAACUUCAGGUACAAGUGGAAUAAAGACCAGUGGGAAGUUGCUGGAAAAGCAGAGCCUCAGCUCCCUUGUCGCACCUAUGUCCACCCAGAUUCCCCUGCUCCUGGCAGCCACUGGAUGAAGGAACCUGUCUCCUUCCAGAAACUGAAGCUCACCAACAACACUCUGGAUCAACACGGGCAUAUCAUCCUCCACUCCAUGCACCGUUACAAGCCUCGCUUCCACAUUGUGCAGGCAGAUGACCUCUUCAGUGUUCGCUGGAGCAUCUUCCAAGUCUUCAGCUUCCCUGAGACUGUCUUCACUUCUGUCACAGCCUACCAGAAUGAGCAGAUCACAAAGCUGAAGAUUGACAACAAUCCAUUUGCUAAAGGUUUCCGGGAGCAUGGGAAGAACACUCGAAGGGAAGGACGAGCCAAAUCCCAGAAGCCAAGUCCAGCCAAGGGCCAGAAGAGAAAGCUGCCAGAGGAAAAGGAGUCUGGUGCUGAGGAACGUGAUUUUGAGAAAGAUGAGAAUGUGGAUGUGAAGGAAGAGAGUAACCCCAUCGUGGUCAGCAGUGGAUACCCCUUCUGGAUCUCAGAGCAGAACAGCAGCCAUGCCUUUCCUGCAGCAUCACCAGUGCCAGCUGAACAGAGGGAGGGUCCAGCCAGGGAGCAGCAAGUGCCUACAUCAUCCUACCAGACAUACCGGUUCCACGAAGCUGGGGACAGCCAGCAGCUCCCCAGCCGCGACGUGGCUGCCUUGAACGACUUCCGAGCGAGGUGCCACCCCUUGGAUCUCGCCACAGUGCCCGAGCACGACUCCAAACAGCUGCCAGAGGGCUUCACCAACCUGCCUCCACUGCCCCCACCUCUGCCCCCUCCCCAGGACUACAGCGGAGUGGUGAACAUGGCUCUGGACUCGGUGGGGAAACCUGGAGCUCGAGCGCCCAUGUACAGUCCUUAUGGCACUGAGCAAGGCCUUGGGCAGUGGAUGGUGCCACCCCACAGCCAGUACAGGGCGAUGAGCUACUCAGCCUUCUCCACAGAUUACAACACACAAGGGGCUUCGGGACAUGCCCACGGGACCAUGGCAGAGUGGAGCCAGUACCCACUGUUCCCCUAUGCCUGCUGGUGAGCAGGGAGGAUCCUUCCCAAUGAAAA
Molecule: messenger RNA, 1394 nt
Organism: Phasianus colchicus (ring-necked pheasant)
Lineage: Eukaryota; Metazoa; Chordata; Aves; Galliformes; Phasianidae
Source: RefSeq, a predicted model, not a curated record